This is a messenger RNA of Coregonus sp. 'balchen', 5906 nucleotides long. The record is from the annotation of a GenBank genome assembly. Lineage: Eukaryota; Metazoa; Chordata; Actinopteri; Salmoniformes; Salmonidae.
GGAAGAUCCCUGUACAAUGAUGGAGAAAAUGGAAUCCUGAGACCGUCCCCAACUAUUCAAGCGAAUUUGUGAGAAUAAAACUACGAAAGUCCAAGAUAACGAAUAACGACACAAAUACAAGACAGGUACUGUGAAAGGAUGACAAAUGUAGACGUUGUUAACUCUUAUUCUAAAAUAUAAAGUGGGUUGUUAAAUUGUGGUAACCUGUUAGCUAGCUGGCGGUCUACUAACGUUAGGAGGUAGCGCUUAGCAAGCUAGCUGUCGAACUUUGGCGUAACGGCUUCGGAAGGUGUUAGCUAGCUGACUAGCUUAAUCACCUAGCUAGCUAACUGGUGUUGAAUAUAAUUCAUUAGCUAACGUUAGCUAGCUGACUAGCUUAAUCACCUAGCUAGCUAACUGGUGUUGAAUAUAAUUCAUUAGCUAACGUUAGCUAGCUGACUAGCUUAAUCACCUAGCUAGCUAACUGGUGUUGAAUAUAAUUCAUUAGCUAACGUUAGUUAGCUAACAUAACGUGAAAAACAUAUAUAUUGAAAGGGACCUUGUUAGCUAAAUAGCCAACGUUAGCUAGCUGACCAGCUUAAUCACUUAGUAGCUAACAACUGAGUGUGAAUAAAUCAUUAGCUAACGUUAGUUAGCUAACAUAACGUGAAAAACAUAUAUAUUGAAAGGGACCUUGUUAGCUAAAUAGCCAACGUUAUUCGAACCUUACUGGCUUAGUUUCAUGUUGGUGACAAUAUGUCAGUCUUCCUUAUUCCGUUUACCAUAUAGGUAGUUAGCUAGCAUUGUUUCGAUGUAUUCAUUCAUUUACUAGCUAGCUAGCCAGUUAGCCACAGUUACGCCAGUUAUGAACAACAAAAACAACGUCAAAUUGCUUCCAUCUUGUAUGCUAAUACUUGUAUAGAGGAUAACUUAAUCAUAUAUUUUUUUUGGGUGUAUGUGGAUGUCUAUAUUUAGCGAACACAAAAGGCAUCAAAAGAGCUAACUAACUAAUUCCACAAAUGACUGCAGUUUAAACGUUUCUCGUUAGCCAACGUUAUAUGGUCUGUUAGUUAGCCAAAUGUUUAUCCUGCGUUAACUAGCUAGCAAAGUUUUGUCUUGUCAACUUGAAAUGUUUGCCAUGGUCACAACUUGAAAUAAAAAAAAGAAUAAUCUUGUUAGUGUAUUGUUAGCUAGCAAUGGUUUUGCCACGGUAAAUGUUAGUUAACAGAGUUGUCUGCAUCUUUUAGAUGCCAUUUUCAGCCAGAUGCUAAGGAUGUUAGCUAGCUAGCAUGCUAAUUGUUAGCUCACCAGAUGAUUCCAUUUUGUUUUUCUCGACUUUGGUCUGACUGGUAAGUUGCUGAUUUUUAAUCGAAACACGGCAUUCCGUUUAGAUAAUGCUUUUAAAGGAGGUGGCAUUGUUGCAUCGGAGUAAAGGAUUACCACCAAGCCAGGAAUAAUUUUCCUUGAUAUCUGAAACGUCCUCAUUAACUGUAGUUUACUGAACGUAGUUAACCUGUUUUCUGCUAUUUGUUGAUGAAUGUCAUUUAGGGGUGACUAGCUCUGCUUUUUUUUGCCUUGUCAAUAACAUCAAAAUAUGUUUUUAUUAAUGUGCUGCAUGUCAUGAAUCUGAUCAGUCUCCUGUCUGUGGCCUUCCCCACCACUACCCGGGCAGUCUCCUGCCUGUGGCCUUCCCCACCACUACCCGGGCAGUCUCCUGCCUGUGGCCUUCCCCACCACUACCCGGGCAGUCUCCUGCCUGUGGCCUUCCCCACCACUACCCGGGCAGUCUCCUGUCUGUGGCCUUCCCCACCACUACCCGGGCAGUCUCCUGCCUGUGGCCUUCCCCACCACUACCCGGGCAGUCUCCUGUCUGUGGCCUUCCCCACCACUACCCGGGCAGUCUCCUGCCUGUGGCCUUCCCCACCACUACCCGGGCAGUCUCCUGUCUGUGGCCUUCCCCACCACUACCCGGGCAGUCUCCUGUCUGUGGCCUUCCCCACCACUACCCGGGCAGUCUCCUGCCUGUGGCCUUCCCCACCACUACCCGGGCAGUCUCCUGUCUGUGGCCUUCCCCAACACUACCCGGGCAGUGUGUUUGCUCUGCUGACCCUUUGCUGUGUCAGUCAGCUCUGCAUUUCUAUUCUCUACCUGUUGUUGACCCGCUACAGCCCCUUCUCUCAGCCUGCUUCCUGUCCAGGUUUCUUCCUUCUAGGGACUUUUUCCUGACUAGUUCUUGCUUCUGCUUUGCUUGCUCAUUGGGGUCUAGGCCGGGCUGCUGGAACAGCCAUUUUUGACAACUGCUGAUGUAAAAAAUACAUUUUGAUUGAUUACAUUUGAUAGAUUAUCCAUAGCAGCUGGAUCGUGGUGACUCAGCGAUAGACAGCGUUUAUCUCCCGACUUCAUUCCCUUCGACACCUGAUGGAGGGCUCCGACAGUUCCGAGCCGGGCGCCAGUGACCAACCAGAGGCCCAGCGCAGGCGGCAGCGGGCCCGGCUAGACCGGGAGGAGGCCUUCUACCAGUUUGUCAACAACCUGAGUGAGGCGGACUACCGGCUAAUGAGAGACAACAACCUGCUGGGUACCCCAGGUAACUGCCUCUCCUUUAAUACACCUGUAGUAACACCUGUUCUAAACCUAUAACACACCUGUAACACUUCAUUAGACAACAACCCCAGGUAACUGUAAUGCAUAUCUCAGAGGGUUAACAGAGCAGUGUAGAGAUGGAUUUUCUAUCUCAUUUAAAAGUUAGAUGUCUUCGCUUUCUUUUAAAUGUAGGGCCUUGUUUUUCUACUGCAGGUUUGUGGGUUGAAUGACUUUUUCGGUCAGCUUUUUUGGAUUGGCUAUCUAAGGUCGUUGUCCCAGGUUUGAGUUUUUCUUAUCAUGUCACAUCCAGGCCAGUGGAUUGGGAGGUGGGCAGUAAGUUUGAAGCGUCUGAUAGUGGAGCACCUUUCCUGGGGAGAGUGGUGAGAGGACAGGGCCUGUCCUGGUAAGUCUGGUGGUUCUCAGUACUGUCCUGUUCCUGUGUAAACAGGAGAUAUACUACAGCUUUAUUGGCAAAUGCUAGGGUAUUUACGGUACUAAAUGAACCAGUGUCUGUAUAGUGAGUUGUAGUUUCAUCCCUCCUAGGUGAGAUCACAGCGGAGGAGUUGUUGAGUACUAGGGUAUUUACGGUACUAAAUGAACCAGUGUCUGUAUAGUGAGUUGUAGUUUCAUCCCUCCAGGUGAUAUCAAGCGGAGGAGUUUGUUUGAGUACUAGGGUAUUUACGGUACUUAAUGAACCAGUGUCUGUAUAGUGAGUUGUAGUUUCAUCCCUCCUAGGUGAGAUCACAGCGGAGGAGUUGUUGAGUCGCUGCAGCAGAUUUAGGAUGGGCCAGAGCAGCCGCAGCCUAGCAUCAACAGCACUGAGACGGAGAAGGAGGUAAGGCACGCUGAACUUUUCAUUAUGUCAUUCAAGCAGAAAUUCAAAUUUGGCUACUUUUAAAGAUGGAAUCCUUAAUGGUGAAAUUGCAACAACAACAAAGUCACUGCAAACAACACUGUCCCCCCCCCCCAUUAGAAUGUUGACAUGUUCUGUCUUCCAUUAGAACCGGCAGAAGGUCCAGAGGACCCGUCUAACGGCGACACCCUCUUGGAUUGGCUGAACACCGUCAGGCGGACAGGCAACACCACCCGCAGUGGUCACCGAGGCAACCAGUCGUGGCGAGCAGUGAGCCGGACCAACCCAAACAGCGGAGACUUCCGGUUCAGUCUGGAGAUCAACGUUAACCGUAACCUGGCCGAGCAGCAGGCCCGCGCCGAGGGGGAGACAUUGGAGGGGGAGGGGGAGGCUCAGGAGGAAGCCCCAGCAGAAGCACCUGGCAAUGGGGUGGAGGCAGGUGUCGGAGUGGAGGUCCAGCCUGAGGCAGGGACGGAGGCAGGGACGGAGGCAGGGACUGAGGUGCCCAUGGAGACAGGAGAGGUGCUGGAGGAACCAGUUGUGGAGGAGCUGGCUGUCAUAGUGGAACCAGAAGCGGAGAUGGAGCCAGAGGCUGAAGUAGAAGCAGAGAUGGUACCAGAGUUAGUAGUAGAGGUGGUCCCACAGCCCCCCAGCCCUGCCGCCACCACCCCUCCUGUCUCCAGCCCUGCCUCACCACCCCUUCCAGCCCUGCCAUCACCACCCCUCCUGUCUCCAGCCCUGCCAUCACCACCCCUCCUGUCUCCAGCCCUGCCAUCACCACCCCUCCUGUCUCCAGCCCUGCCGCCACCACCCCUCCUGUCUCCAGCCCUGCCACCACCACCCCUCCGGUCUCCAGCCCUGCCACCACCACCCCUCCUGUCUCCAGCCCUGCCAUCACCACCCCUCCUGUCUCCAGCCCUGCCACCACCACCCCUCCUGUCUCCAGCCCUGCCACCACCACCCCUCCUGUCUCCAGCCCUGCCAUCACCACCCCUCCGGUCUCCAGCCCUGCCAUCACCACCCCUCCUGUCUCCAGCCCUGCCAUCACCACCCCUCCUGUCUCCAGCCCUGCCAUCACCACCCCUCCUGUCUCCAGCCCUGCCACCACCACCCCUCCUGUCUCCAGCCCUGCCACCACCACCUCUCCUGUCUCCAGCCCUGCCACCACCACCCCUCCUGUCUCCAGACCAGCCAGUCCCGUGGUGCAGGCCAUCCCGGCCCCAGCCACUCCCAGCCCCCCCCCUGAGGAUCCUCCGCGACGGGGCCAGAGACGAGCCCGCAGCCGUAGCCCCAGAGCAGCGCCGGACCAGGGCUCGCACCACACGGAGCCGUUCCCCUCUCACCCUGGACCGCCUGGACGGCCUCCCCCACCAUGUACCCACCGUCGCCCCCUCACACAGCCCUGCCUCCCCUGCCCCCUCAGGCCCCUGCAGAGGGAAGCUCACGGACUCGACAGCACGUUCCGUUCCGGCAGAGCACCGCAGACUAUGAGGCCCAGUCAGCCGGAACAGGGUUUGACACAGGGUCUGGGACCACCCCAGAGCCCCCUACCGCCCCACCCCAGGAGGGAGCAGCAGGACCACGCCCCCCCACCAUCAUGCUGGACCUGCAGGUGCGUCGCGUGCGUCCAGGUGAGUACCGCCAGAGGGACAGCAUUGCUAACAGAACCCGCUCACGCUCCCAGAACUCCAACAACACCUUCCUGUACGAGAGUGAGAGGGGGGGAUUCCGCAGAACCUUCUCCCGGUCAGAGCGUGCAGGUGUGAGGACAUACGUCAGCACCAUCCGGAUCCCCAUCAGGAGGAUCAGUGACGCAGGGCUGGGAGAGGCCACCUCCAUGGCUCUACAGACCAUGAUACGACAGAUCAUGACCGGCUUCGGAGAGCUCAGCUACUUCAUGGACUCAGACUCGGACUCCUCGGACUCAAACCGUGGCGCCGGUAACCCCACCGGCGCUGCCGACCUGGCCGAGGCGCUCAACACUCCCGAGGGGGGAGUAGCCGGCAUGGCGGUGGGGGCGGAGCCUCCUGUCUCCGUGGGCGGGCCUAGUGUGGGAGGAGCCGGGGAGGCAAGGACAGAGGAGAGGGAGGGGGAGGAGGGGGUUGGUCUAGGUCUGGCCCCAGGGAUAGGUUUAGGGGUGGGGGGUAGAGCUCGGCCCCGCGCCCCCAUCAGUCUGGAGGAACCAGGGUCACUGCCCUUCCUCCGCCUUGCUCACUUCUUCCUCCUGAAUGAUGAGGAUGAGGAACAGCCCAGAGGACUCACCAAGGAGCAGAUCGACAACCUCUCCACCAGGAACUUUGGGGAGAGUGAUGCUCUGAAGACCUGCAGUGUGUGUAUCACAGAGUAUGCUGAGGGGAACAAGUUGAGGAAGUUGCCCUGUUCCCAUGAGUACCAUGUUCACUGUAUCGACCGCUGGCUGUCUGAGAACUCCACCUGUCCCAUCUGCCGCAGGGCCGUGCUGGUGUCUGCUAACCGGGAGAGUGUGGUCUAA